UUUUGAGUUUUAAUGCACAAGCAGUUAAGUCAUUCUUUUUAAAAAUUACUUUUAUUCGAAAAGUAAAUGAUUAUAAUAAACCAACUCAUUGUAUACAGUUUUAAAAAUAUUUUUUUCACUGAUUGUUUAGAGUUAAAUGUAAGUACUUUCAUAAUUUAUAUAGAGCAACAUGGAGAAUUGGAGACAUGUUGAUACUUUAGGGUUUAAGCAUUUAUUUCAUUAUGAAUGAAUGAAUUCCAUAGUUUGCUGUGCUUAAUUCUAGAUUGUUCCCCAAUCAUCGUGUUUGAGCAGGGAAUGAAGAAUGAUAGAAGAGGAAAGAGGAAACAAUGAUAAAUUUAAGCAAAAGACACUCUCACUUCUGAGUUUGGCAGUUUCUAAUCGUUACAUGGCACAGCUGAAGACAACUAAAACUUCCCUUUAGACUGGCGAAGAUGCCCAGACUGGCAUUUCCCUCCUGCAUUGGACACAAUAUAGCUUGCUUUCAACAUUUCAGCGGAUUGGAGUAAAACUGCAAUCAUUUUGAUUUGCGAGUAUGACAGGACUUUUGUUACUUCAUUUACUUUUCCAAGCUGCUUUAGGAUGGGAAGUGAGAAUGCCAAAAGACAUUCAUGGUCUCCAAGGUUCCUGUCUGGUGAUUCCAUGUUCUUUCAGCUACACAUUAUACCCACCCAAAAACCCACGCAGAGUUGUGUGGUAUCAGUGGGUUCCUGAAGGUUAUCCUCUAGUUUAUGAUCCUUGGAAUGCAAAUGAAGUGAUUGAGAAGUUCAGAGGAACAACAGAUUUAUAUGGAAACUCAAGUUGGGAUUGCAGUCUGCUGAUCAGAAACCUGGAACAGUCCCACCAUGGAGAGAAAAUAUACACAUGGAUUGACCCCGAAAAUGUUGGAUGGCGCACUUACAAAUUUUAUGACGUCACCUCUACAAUUCUAGUGGAUGCACGUCCACAGCCACCCAGCAUUAAUAUUUAUGGAGGGGAAAGGCCCGGUGAAACUAUUACAGUUGUGUGUUCAGCUUUCCACACGUGUCCAUACAGCAAACCAAACCUCAUUCUGAACGGCAUUGAAGGAUCUGACCAAAUAGACAAUGAGCACAUUGAAGGCGGCCUGUGGAAAAUCUCUCUGACACGUACAGGUGUCGCAAAAGCAGAAAGCUCAACUACUGAGUGUUCAGUAACCUAUUAUGGUGGCAUAACAGUGGUGACUAUGAAGGAGAAAACGGCACAAGCAAGUGUCCUUAAUGAGCAAGACCCAGCGCACUCUGAACUGAAGAAUGUUGUGGUUCACAUACUCGCUCCAUUACUUGCUGUGUUCCUCCUUACUUGCAUAAUUGCUGGAUUCAUCAUAUACAAGAGGCGACAGCAACAACCUCUUAUUGGUGCACAAGAGUCGCAUACACAACUUGAAGAGAGGAGAUCACACUGGAACACAUUUUCAAGGAGAUUUAUUAGAUCUGAAGGAAGAGCUGCUUGGAAUAACAGGGGAAACAGGAGUGAUACUAGAACGAAGGUAUGCGCUGUAUCAGAAAACAAGCCUUUCUCCAAACCUCGUAUGCCAUCACCAAAGAGUGAGCAAAGACCAAUCUCAGGUCAUGAUUAUGAGGCUGAAUACACCGUUGUAGAUGAUCUUGGCAUGUAUGGAAACAUCCUAUAAUAAUGCAAAAAAAGAGGAUUCAGCACAUUUGUUUUAACUCAAUAGAUAUAUAAAU
Molecule: messenger RNA, 1703 nt
Organism: Danio rerio (zebrafish)
Lineage: Eukaryota; Metazoa; Chordata; Actinopteri; Cypriniformes; Danionidae
Source: RefSeq, a predicted model, not a curated record